Dufourea novaeangliae is the source of this 1923-nucleotide messenger RNA. RefSeq names its product T-box protein H15-like. The record is from RefSeq and is a predicted model, not a curated record. Gene Ontology annotation, cellular component: nucleus. Gene Ontology annotation, molecular function: DNA-binding transcription factor activity, RNA polymerase II-specific; RNA polymerase II cis-regulatory region sequence-specific DNA binding. Gene Ontology annotation, biological process: heart development; positive regulation of DNA-templated transcription; regulation of transcription by RNA polymerase II. Lineage: Eukaryota; Metazoa; Arthropoda; Insecta; Hymenoptera; Halictidae. The transcript is spliced from 6 exons. Bases 1 to 1923 code for a protein of 640 amino acids.
AUGUUGCUGGAGUCGCGAGGAGGUCUCGCCGGUAGGAAGAGAAACGGAUUGACGCUGUCUUCGUUCGGGGGUGGCGGUGGUAGCGGUGGAGGAGGCGGUGGUGCCGGAGGAGGAGGCGGCGGCGGCGGAGGAGCCGGCAGCGCUGAAGAGGACGACGAGGAAUCUCGACAUCUGUUUCUUGGACGAAAAAUGCAGGCCGAGGGCACCGCCGCCUCCGGGGUUUCCGCCGGUUUGUCGCCCGGUUGUACCCGGGAUGACGGCGACGAGAGCUCCAGCCCGUCGCCGAACAGCAGCCUCUUGAACAAUCUGAACAACAACUGCAAUUCGAACCGACAGUGCGCCACCGACUUUAGUAUCGCGGCCAUUAUGGCUCGAGAUUCUCGACAACAACAACAGCAGCAGCAGCAGCAACAACAACAACAGCAGCAGCAGCAGCAGUCUCAGACAGCGGCGUCGCAGCAGCAACAGCAGUCCCAUCAUCAUCGACAAUUACAGCAACAGGCCGUCGGCGGCGGGAAGUUGCAUCAACACGAGAGGGAACCGAGCGUAUCCGGCGUAGCCCGGGUCGCUUCCGCGCCGAUUCAGGAGUCGAUCGCCGCGGACGACGACCCGGAAACGGACGACACCGGAAGCACCAGCGGGAAAGCCGCGUCCCCCGUCAAUCCUCUCCUUCAGGAGCGUUCCAACUGCGAGGAGCUGAGACACGUGGUCUGUCAUCUGGAGACGAAAGAUCUCUGGGACAAGUUCAACGAGCUGGGCACCGAGAUGAUCAUCACGAAGACCGGACGGCGAAUGUUCCCGACGUGCAGAGUGUCGUUCAACGGACUGAAGGCGGACAGUCGUUACGCUGUACUGAUGGACAUCGUGCCGGUGGACAACAAACGGUACCGGUAUGCAUAUCACCGAAGUUCCUGGUUGGUGGCCGGCAAAGCCGAUCCUCCGGCGCCGGCGCGUCUAUACGUACACCCGGAUUCACCUUUUACGGGCGAACAACUACGAAAGCAGGUCGUCUCCUUCGAGAAAGUCAAGCUGACAAAUAAUGACAUGGACAGGCACGGUCACCUGGUGUUGAAUUCGAUGCACAAGUACCAACCGAGGAUCCACCUGGUGAAGCGACCGGACUCGGGGAACGCCAAGCCGAUAACCGACCUCGAGAAGGAGCCUCACAAGACCUUCGUAUUCCCGGAGGCCAUAUUCACCGCUGUCACCGCCUAUCAGAAUCAACUCAUCACCAAGCUGAAGAUCGACAGCAAUCCGUUCGCAAAGGGAUUCCGUGACUCGUCGCGACUCACCGAUUUCGAGAGCUUCCCUUUCAGGGAAACGAUGGAGUCGAUGCUGGCGGAACAGCAGACGCUGAGGUUUCCCCAUCGACUUCCGUUCGAGAUGGAUCAGCUUCAGGCGGGCGCGGUGAGCAAUCUGAGCCUCGAGGAGAAGGCACUUUGGGCGGCCAGAUCGCAGAUGCUGCUGAGAGCCGCGGCAGCGGUCGCGGUGAGUCCGUACGCUCAGCUCGUCGGUCCUGCUCUGGUUUAUCCGGGCGCGUCGCCAGCCGGUACCAGCCAUCAGCAGCAACAACAUCAGCAGCAACAGCAACAACAGUUGGGCCAUCUAUGGUGGGCAUCGUCGAUCGGGCCGACGUUGUUCGCUGCGGCCCAUCAACAGCAACAGCAGCAACAACAACAGCAACAACAGUUGGCCGGUUCCAGCUCACAGAAUCCAGGCACGACGAGUCCAGCCGCGCCAAGACCUCUUUAUCCAUCCGCCCUCGCGUUGGCGCACCAUCGAUUCUCCCCUUAUCACACGACACCCGCCGCAGCGCCGAAAUCCUCCACACCUGUCGGGUCGUCGUUGUCGCCCGCGAGACGCGCGACACCGUCGCCCACCGACAGCUUAGGCAGAGACGUUCAGGAUCUCUCGCCCUCGUAG